GUUGCAGAGGAAAGUGGUCAUGUGUGGCCCGUGGAGCAGCCGGCUCGCUCGCUGCAGGCAGAGGUGGUGCACGGAAGUGAGGAGCUGAGCCAGGACGUGCCAGCAGACAAGGCCGGUGCUGCGCUGGGACUGGACAGCAGGGACGAUGAUCACAUGGUGAUGCUGUCUGUGAUCCCGGGCGAAGCCGAGGAUGCACUGAGUCCAGAGACCAGCAGCGGCACCUGCGGGGCUAGAGGCGAGGAGGACUCAAAAUGCAAACUCAGAGAGAGCCUCUUUUCUGUGGACAGUGCCGUAGCAAACUUCCCAGACAAAGACGAAGAGUAUUACUCAGAGCCAGAAGUGGCAGAGUCUGAACACGCCCCGACAGAGGAGUCCAACAACACUGAGAGUCAGAAAUCCCCGAAGGUGAACUGUGAGGAGAGAAAUGUGACAGGAUUGGAAAAUUUUACCCUGAAGAUUUUAAAUAUGUCACAGGACCUUAUGGAUUUUCUAAACCCAAACGGUAGUGACUGCACACUGGUCCUGUUUUACACGCCGUGGUGUCGAUUUUCUGCCAGCCUAGCUCCUCAUUUCAAUUCUUUGCCCCGGGCAUUUCCUAGCCUUUAUUUUUUGGCACUGGAUGCAUCUCAGCACAGCAGCCUUUCUACCAGAUUUGGCACUGUAGCUGUUCCAAAUAUUUUGUUAUUUCAAGGAGCUAAACCAAUGGCUAGAUUUAACCAUACAGAACGAACAUUGGAAACUCUAAAAAUCUUCAUUUUUAAUCAGACAGGUAUAGAAGCCAAGAAAAAUGUGGUGGUAACUCAAGCUGACCAAAUGGGCCCUCUUCCCAGCACACUGAUAAAAACUGUGGACUGGUUGCUUGUAUUUUCCUUAUUUUUUUUAAUCAGUUUUAUUAUGUAUGCUACCAUUCGAACUGAGAGCAUUCGGUGGUUGAUUCCAGGACAAGAGCAAGAACACGUAGAGUAG
Messenger RNA from Elephantulus edwardii (Cape elephant shrew), 966 nucleotides. RefSeq names its product thioredoxin domain containing 15 (gene TXNDC15). NCBI's taxonomy places the organism in Eukaryota, Metazoa, Chordata, Mammalia, Macroscelidea, Macroscelididae. The annotation marks the transcript as partial. Gene Ontology annotation, cellular component: cilium. The transcript is spliced from 4 exons. Gene Ontology annotation, biological process: cilium assembly. The record is from RefSeq and is a predicted model, not a curated record.